Tachysurus vachellii is the source of this 2665-nucleotide messenger RNA. RefSeq names its product negative regulator of reactive oxygen species (gene nrros). The transcript has 3 exons. NCBI's taxonomy places the organism in Eukaryota, Metazoa, Chordata, Actinopteri, Siluriformes, Bagridae. The coding region runs from base 195 to 2234 and encodes 679 amino acids. The record is from RefSeq and is a predicted model, not a curated record. Gene Ontology annotation, molecular function: protein binding.
GUCUACAUGUGACUUUGGCUUCCGUUGCUCUCUUGCUUCCGCAAAUACAUAUAGACUUCUCUACACACUAGCAGAACACAUUCGACUGUCCGAGGCGAGGAAACGGCACAGUUUUCUCCAUCAACACCUGAUGUAGUGAUGGUGUGCAGAGAAGCAGGAGCGCACCAACCAACCCGCCUUGUGAGCAUGAAAAGAUGCUGGGCAUCAGAGUCCUUCUCUGCUUUGGCUUUGUGGCUGUACUGCCAGCUCUUUGCUUCCCUCACACCAUCUGCACACUGACUCAAAGGACAGCUAUAUGUAACAGUCUGAGACUCUCAACCAUUCCCAGCAACUUGCCACAGCAAAUAGAAGAGCUUUUUUUGAAUAAGAACUUCAUUUUAAAAUUAAAGAAUGGCUGCCUCUCAAGGUAUCCUUACCUUCAGAUGUUCAGCUGUGCAAACUGCUUUUUGAAUGCAGUAGAUGCACAAGUCUUCUCCAAUUCACCUCUGAUAGAGAACCUCAAUUUUGCAGACAAUGAACUUCACAAGGAGCACAAUCAUUUUGCCCAGUCUCUGGGCUCUUUAACCAGGCUAAGAAUUCUGGAUCUUUCUGGCAAUGGGCUCACAGAGGACAUGGUUUCUGAGAUCGUACAAAACCUCACAUCCCUUGAGAUCCUGGAUUUGUCCAGGAAUGUUCUACUAAGACUGGACGAGUAUACAUUUAGAGAUCUUCAUCACCUCAAAGAACUGAAUCUAGAGAGGAAUGUUUUGUUUGAGAUUGAUGACGCUUUUGAUCACUUAAAAAAGCUCAGACGGCUUAACUUGGCAUUCAAUUCUCUGCCGUGCCUCGUCAAAUUUGAGAUGACCCAGUUGGUGGUACUUAAUGCCAGUCACAACCUCAUUGAAUGGUUUAUAACUAAUCAGGACAUCACAAAAACCUUUGAGCUGGAGACACUGGACUUGUCUGAUAACCGCCUCCUGUAUUUUCCAUUCCUUCCGACCUACAAUCGCAUUAAAACACUGUUACUAUCCAAUAACCAUAUUGGAUUUUACGGUCAUCUGUCACAGAACACCUCUUUAAAUUGGACCAAUAGUGUUGAGUUCUACAAUUUGGGUGCAAAUGCCAGUAAUGUUACAGCAGAACUUUGGCGUGAUGACCUUCAUGGAGAUCUAUCUUCUGUGGAAAUAAUAGAUCUCAGUGUUAACCAGGUGAGAUACCUUCCUCAGGGGUUUCUUCAGAAAAUGCCUCAUCUCUACUGGCUGAGGAUGAGGAGCAACUGCUUAGAAUCGCUCAAUCUAUCAGAAGAGGAGCUCCCUGUAACUUUGUAUGAGCUGGAUGUGAGCAACAACAGACUGGCUGAACUGCAUUCACACUCCAGCUCAGUCAGUGAACUAAAUAACCUUACACAUUUAAACCUGAGCUUAAACAACAUACAGAAGCUUCCCUCUGGAGUGUUCACUACUUUUCCUAGUCUCAGCAUUGUGGACCUCAGUUAUAACACAGUCCGUGUGUGCCAUCCUACAGAGAUAUACAACUCAGACUCUUCAGCUUGCGCUGUUUGGACAAACAUUCCCACAUUAAAACAGCUCCACAUUGCUGGAUGCAAUUUAAACAAUAUUCCUCCGUUAACAUUCUAUGGCACACCACUAACAUAUCUUGACUUGUCCAACAACCCAGACCUGCAUAUUUGCCAAGACUGUUUAUCAGGUCUCAGUGGGACUCUCCAGCACCUAAGCCUGAGCAACACAGGUUUGCAGGACUUCAACUUUUCUCCAUUUAAACAGUUAACAUUUUUAAACAUUUCCAAAAACUCAAUGUCAGAGCUUCCAAAGUCUCUGAUGACACUGAACUUAAAGCUCCUGGACUUGAGGGACAACAUGUUGUCCACUAUUGAACUAGAACAUGCCACUGUGCUAGCUGAGCAACUGCAGAUUGUUUAUAUUAAUGGAAAUAAUUUCAACUGCUGCCAGUUAGAGUGGUACAGGAUAUUUGAGAAGUCCGAAAACCUCUGUGUUGCUGAUCUUUUGGAGUUCACAUGUGUAGACUCACACCAGCAGAAACUAAAAGCUGGUCUUUUUGAGUCUGUCCUUUGUGGGGGCAGAAGCACAGAUGAAUCUAUGUUCUGGUACAUUUUGCUAUUUUUAUCUGUUGGUGUGUCCAUGGUGGGUGUCUCUGUCAUUUAUUUCCUGACUUUCAGACCAAGAUUACUGCCACGUGUGAUAAAAAAGAAAUGUUGGAAGCCCACAACUUAUUAGAAAACACACAGUAACACCGCUCAGAUAAAACAAAUAGUGUGAUGUUACACUAACAAACAAAACGGUCUCAUGUGGGGGGGUGAGGAGGUGUGCGGUCUUCAAGUGUCAUGUUUUGGCAAAUAGGAUACAGAUGUACAAGAUGGGUAGCUUUUGUUCAAGACAUUAAACAGAGUUUGUUUUCCUGUAGAAACCUGUCACUGGAAAAGUUUAUAAAGGUCAUUUUCAAUUUCAGUUACAAACAGAAAUGUAAUGAUGCUACAAAGAAUUAAAAGAAAGGAGUGAUUUAGCAGAAUAAUUUAUAAUAAUUUAAUAAUAGUAACAAGAAAGACAAGCUGUAUUGUGAUUAUUAUUAUUAUUAUUAUUAUUAUUAUUAUUAUUAUUAUUAUUAUUAUUAUUAUUAUUAUUGUACUGGCACAAACUGGUGUUUUCUU